AUGAGGUCAAUCGUUAUGUUCUUUGAUUUAAUGAUCUUUGGCUUUGAUCCUGUUGGUAGGAAACUUCUUACAAAGGAAAUGUGGGAGAAAAAGCUUGAGAAUGUAAACAUUCCGAAAGAAGAUAUGAACAAGAUAGUAAUGAAUUUUCUUGUUACUGAAGGUUAUGUUGAUACUGCUGAAAAGUUUAAGAUUGAAUCAGGAACAAAACCAGAUAUUUAUUAUGCAAGAAAUGCAGAACGAAUGGAAAUUAAGAAAGGAGUGGAAUGUGGAGAAUUCGAGGGUGUAGUUAAGAAAAUUUUUAACUUGAUCCCAAAUGUAAUGGAUUCAUUUCCUGAGUUGAUUGUCAAUCUUCAAAAUAUGAUAACGAUGGAGUUAGUUCAUAGUAGAAAGUUUACAGAAGCUGGAAAUUUUGCUAUGAAAGAGCUUGCACCAUUAGCAGAAGCAUUGCCCAUGCAUGUUUUCUGAAGAUAUAGACAAUACAUUGAAGCUGAUAUUUGAAGAUUUACAUACUACUCCUUUCGAAGAAAUUGUAGAGCUUCAAGUUCUAGACAUAUCUGAGCAGCGCCUGAAGAUUGCUAAUGAGAUUAACACAGCCAUUCUCACUACCCUGGGUAUU
Messenger RNA from Impatiens glandulifera, 616 nucleotides. Its product is annotated as protein GID8 homolog. Gene Ontology annotation, biological process: proteasome-mediated ubiquitin-dependent protein catabolic process. Gene Ontology annotation, cellular component: cytoplasm; nucleus. Lineage: Eukaryota; Viridiplantae; Streptophyta; Magnoliopsida; Ericales; Balsaminaceae. The transcript is spliced from 5 exons. The coding region runs from base 1 to 465 and encodes 154 amino acids. The record is from RefSeq and is a predicted model, not a curated record. Gene Ontology annotation, molecular function: protein binding.